AUGGAAAGGUUUCUACGCUCCUGGCGGCAGGACGCAUUGAACCGGGGUCAGCAUGACUCUGCGAUUUACAUUGGUGACAAGGUGCUGGCACUGACGAACAGCGAUUCCGACGCGUUCUGGCUGGCGCAAGUGCAUUUCUCAAACAACAACUUCACGCGCGCCCUAGCGCUGCUCUCUCGCAAGGAUCUCAUCUCUCGAAGCACCGCCUGUUGCUACCUAGCUGCCCACUCCUACAUCAAACAGAAUCAGUUUGAACAGGCCCUCACGGUUCUCGGCGAACAUAACCCAACCGAUCUGAUUCGCAACAACCAUACCCGGCGCAAGAUUCAGCACCAGAGCCAUGUCACCUUGCGCAAUGGCAAGAGCGCGACUCCGCGUAGCGAUCGGGCAGAAGAGCGCGAAAGGGAGGAUGCGAACAACAUACGAUUCGAAGCUGCGAUGUGCUACCUGCGAGGACUCUGUUUCGCCAAGCAGAAUGCAUUCGAUCGGGCACGGGACUGCUACAAAGACGCAGUGAGGAUUGACAUUCAGUGUUUCGAGGCCUUCGAUCAACUCAUGAAGAACUCACUGAUGUCGCCGGCGGAAGAGCUGGAAUUCCUAGAAUCGCUAGACUUCGAUUCCGUCUCUUCUCCCGACCCGAUGAUGGCCCAGGAAGCCGCCCAUUUCACGAAAAUGCUUUACACCACACGACUGUCCAAAUACUCCUCCCCGAUUAUCCUCUCCGACGCCACCGAAACACUCUCAACACACUACAACCUAGCUGAGAAUCCAGAUAUUCUCCUCUCCCGCGCCGAAGCUCUGUAUACGCAAUGUCGCUUUGCAGAAGCUCUCGAGCUGACCUCCUCUAUCCUUUCUACCUCACAAUCGACCGACAUGACCAGUACAAACUCUAGCAUACCGGCACAGAAUCACCUGGGGCAUGCGCCUGCCAUCUACCCGCUCCAUUUGGCUUGUCUGUAUGAGACAGGCGCCACCAACGCGCUGUUUCUGCUGUCUCACAUGCUUGCCGAUCACUCACCAGAGGAACCAUAUACUUACUUGGCGAUCGGAGUAUACUACCUAUCAGUCUCGAAGGUUGCCGAGGCCCGGCGAUUCUUUUCCAAGGCCUCCCUAUUAGAUCCCCAUUCAGCGCCAGCGUGGAUCGGAUUUGCGCACACAUUCGCGGCAGAGGGCGAACACGACCAAGCCAUUGCGGCUUAUAGUACCGCCGCUCGGCUAUUCCAGGGCAGUCAUCUCCCUCAGCUCUUCCUGGGAAUGCAACACCUCGCACUCAACAAUAUGUCAUUGGCGCACGAGUAUCUUUGUGCGGCUUAUUCUAUGUCUACAGGAGCAGCGCCGGGCUCUGUACCUGCACUACCACCCAACCCAUCGUCCGCAGCAGCAGCUGUCGGCGGAGACCCGCUGGUUCUCAACGAGCUUGGAGUUGUCUUUUAUCACCAGAACCAACUGGCUGGCGCUAUUGAGUUCUUCCAGCAAGCUUUGGCCCUCGCUACGACGCUCCACUGUGAGCCUAGCGCCUGGGUAGCUACACGUGCGAACUUGGGUCAUGCAUUACGCCGCAUGGGCCGAUUACCAGAAGCCCUACGGGAAUUUGAUGAGUGUCUUCGUGUUGGAGCCGGAGGAAGCAGCAUGGGCUACUCGCCAUUUUUGGGUGGUGGCGCCGGUGGCUCUGCUGCCAUCACAGCAUCUGGCGUUGGGGGAUACGAGGAUCGGGGCCUCAUAGGUUCACUGCACACAUCGCGUGGUCUCAUUCUUCUGGAGAUGGGACGUACCACAGACGCCGUUACGACUUUGCAUGAGGCUGUUCGUGUUCUUGGAGCUAGCGGUGGUGGUGAUGCAGCAGGUGGCGCUGGCGUGGCUGGUACGUUGCUUUCACGAGCCCUUGAGCUCUGGGCACUUGAAGGACGCCAAAGUGAUCGUGCGGUUUUCGAAGAGACCAUGCGGGAAGCUAGCGCAUCUUCAUCCAAACGCCGGACCGCGGCUCGAAGCCAUGAGUCUAAAGGCAAAGAACGCACCGUGCCAGAGAGUCAGAGCCGGCGACGACGUCAAGAGCCCGUGGUGGAAGAGUGGACGGACGAAGUGCCCCAUGUAUCUACCCCACAGCCCGAAGAAGACAAGGUUGAAAUGGAUCUCGACAAUGAAGCCGAUGGGCUUCUGCGCCGCGCCCUUGGCCGGGUCCGGCCCAAAUCCCGGCGUCCCCCAGCGACGCCAGACAUGGAUACUGAGACACCGGCUCCCUCUAGUGGGCGGAGUCGGACUACUAGGCAUGGACGAAGCCAGUCCCGCCAAUGA
Molecule: messenger RNA, 2292 nt
Organism: Penicillium brevicompactum
Lineage: Eukaryota; Fungi; Ascomycota; Eurotiomycetes; Eurotiales; Aspergillaceae
Product: anaphase promoting complex subunit CDC16
Exons: 2
Coding region: 1-2292 (763 amino acids)
Biological process (GO): cell division
Molecular function (GO): protein binding
Source: RefSeq, a predicted model, not a curated record